UAAAGCUGUGGGCAAGGGGUUAGUUAAGUGUUCUUCCAGGACAAUAUAAAGCUUACAGUCAUUGCAAUAACCAAAAUAUGAUGCCUGUUUGAACAAACCAGAUACAAGGAAAAAUAAGCUUAAUUUUGCUUGUGCAAAUUCAUAAUACUCUCCAGAAUUUGUUAAUAGGCAACAAGAUUUCAUGGUUUUCCUCAAUGGGUGUGAAUGACUUCAUAGCAGGUGGAUACAGGCAUAUGCAGAACACACCCACUUCAAUUUUGUGGACAUCACUGAAAUGACAAUUGAUAAUUUACCUGGUCCCUAUGGUUGCAGGUAUACAAUGAAGCAGGCAAAAUACUAGAGACAGGCGCAUAACAGUCAAGUGACCUGUGCAUGAGGCAGCAAGAAUGAAGCAAACACUGAAUGAUUUCGCAAGUAACACCACCGCCCAUGGCUGGGGGAAUAUCCAUCAAAGAACAACAACAUUAAGCAAAGCAGUUUGGAUUAUCCUUUGCUUGGGAUGUACAGGUGUAGCAAUAUGGCAGGUCAUAACAAUAGUUAUAAGAUAUGGCUUGUUUGAAACUAAAGACAGAAUCCAGGUGGAGGAAGGAGAUAUUACCUUCCCAUCAGUCACUGUUUGUCCUUUAGUUGGAAUACCAAAGUCUGAGAAUUCAAAGUUACUGAAAGAUCUAUACAAUGGGAAAAUAGAUGCUGAUACUUAUGCAGAAAUGCUUGCAUUUGACACACAGAUAGUAUAUUCCUCUAUUUACCUCGACAGUAACAUUUCACAAAAUGCUUAUCGUGAGAAACUGGAAUUUCAUAAUGUGUUUUCUAAACAGCUGUUUUCGUUUCAAGGAUAUAUUGAAAACUUUAAUAUAUUCAGGGAUUACAGCCAUAAACAAGAGGAGUUUAUACCAAUUUGUAGAUACCAAGGAAAGCCCUGUUUAAAAUCAGACUUUCAAUCUCUGGAUCACCAUGAACAUAAUAAAUGUUACACAUUUAAUGGAGCUAACAAUACAAUCUCGAAUCCUAGCACAAAUAUCACGGGCCCUAAAGGUGGACUGAGUUUAGUCUUGUUUGUUGAUGCUAGCGAAGCCUCACAAGUAUACAACCCAGAUUAUCCUACAAGUGGGAGUCAAGGUGUAAGAGUUGUUAUCCAUGAAAAGGGGACUUUUCCAGAUCCAGAAAAUGAUGGGUUUGAUAUUGAGCCAGGACAUUCAGUGAAUGCCGCAUUGUCUGUAAAUCAACGACAGCUGUUGAAACCACCAUGGGGUAAAUGUGCGAAUUAUGAUGCCGAAGUCUACGGUGGUUUCACAUACAGGAAAAAACUUUGUCAACUAAGCUGUACACAGAGAUUCAUCUACAAAACAUGUGGAUGCAUCAAAUCCUCUUUACCUGUCGAUGAGGUAACAGCACAUAAAGAAUAUUGUCUAAAAAUCCAUCCACAAGAAUGGUUAAAGCUAAACUCCAGUCAGUACAAUCUAACUAUAAUUCAGAAUGACUUGGAAAAGCUUCGUUGCCAAAAUCGUGAAUAUCCCUCCUCAGAUAUUCUUGCCCAAGAUGGUUGUCAAUGUCGCGAAAAGUGUAUGUAUCAUACAUAUGAUAUGACGCUCUCCCAGGCAGAAUGGCCAAUGAGGGGUGUUGAGAUAACAUUCUAUUGUCGCUUAAUCAUGACUGCGGACAACUAUAUCAACUCAAGCAUCUAUGAUACAUUUCACAAUAUCUCAGAAUAUUGUGAUUUUGCAAAACCGGAAAAUGAAAGUAAGAUACUUCGAGAAAGAUAUGGCGAUACAUUGCGACAGAAUUUCAUUCGAUUAAAUGUCUACUUCAAGGAUCUAGAGAUGAAGGUAAUUAAACAGGCUGAAGACUUCACAAUAAACUCUAUGAUUUCUGAAAUAGGAGGUAGUUUGGGAUUCUUUGUUGGCAUGUCCAUCAUUACAAUUGCUGAAAUAUUCUUACUGUGUUGGAACAUUACAGGAGUACUAAAGAACAGGGUUGAGAAUAGGGUUGUCUCAACCCCACACCAGGAGAAUAAAACUGACCAGAAAAGUGCAUUGGAAAGAGCAAACCGUUCUAAUGCUUGGGAAGAUGAGAAAAGUAUUAAAUGGUAGAAACACUUCAAAUUACUUUAAUAAACACGCACCAUUCAAUGCCUCAUCUACCAGGGGGUCUGUCAACUGACUAUUAUGCUUGCUAAAACUGACAGACCAUACUAAAUGCUUGUUUUUUGUGUGACUUGUUAAAAGAAGGAGUGGUUCAUAAUGCAAAAAGAAAUAAAAUUUUCGCUAUGAAGUUUUUCACAUUGUAUUAUGAACACUUAAUAUUUUAAUAACCAACAAUCCAUUAGUCAUUCAGUGAUCAUUAAACAUCUUAAAUUCUUGUAUACCUGCAAUUCUAAAAAAAACCUAGUAACUGCAGUAUAAUUAAAUAAAUCAUAUGGAUUCUGAAUAUUAAAUCAUUGAAAUGACAGACUUGUAUAACAUUUCUUAAAUAAUCAUAAAUGAAUAAAUAAUUCAUUUCUUAAAUAUUCAAAUGAUUGUAUUGUGGUUGCAGGUCAUUAAUAUUUAAUCUGAUUUACCAAAUGUAUCUUAAUUACUCUUAUG
Molecule: messenger RNA, 2582 nt
Organism: Owenia fusiformis
Lineage: Eukaryota; Metazoa; Annelida; Polychaeta; Sabellida; Oweniidae
Source: the annotation of a GenBank genome assembly